AAGGAAGGAAGGAAAGGAUCUCUCCAAGGGCUCAAGUGCGUGAUUAAAGGAUUCUGCACAAAUAAACAAAUAUAUGAAUCAAAGCUUAUAAUUUAAAAAAAGUGGAAUUAUAGGCGCGUCACCGCUUUGCGUGGACGCGGACAAGACACAGCGGCGGCGGUGCGCACUGAAACAACCCGAGUCCUGUCUUUAGUCUGGAUUUUACUCAUGUUCUUCAAACUCUCGGGGAGGCUCGCUAACUUUUAAGGACAGUGCCUGACUUUUAAGAACCUCCCUCCCUUCCUCGCUCGGUGUUUCAAUUAACCCUCUCCCCGGAAAAAGAAGAAGAAGAAGAACAGUAAAAGAAGCUCUGGGGCUGGAAGUGCAGGAAGGAAGAGCCUUCUGUUCCUUCCGAGGAGUUCCAAGUCGCCGUAGCCGGGGUUUAGGCGUUGGCACCCGGGCUGGGAGUCCCUUGUCAUGGCCGGGGCCAAGCCGGGAGUCCACGCGCUGCAGCUGAAACCCGUGGACGUCCACGAAGCGCUGAAGAAGGGCGGCAAAUUCGUCAAGUGGGACGAGCCAACCUUGGAGCCUAAAAUGAAGGAGCCUAACAGUACACAGCCGACGCUGAUAAACCUGAAAGUUGAUCCGGAAGGAUUCUUCCUCUACUGGACCAUAGGUGCUGGCCAGGAUGUCGAGAUUUUGGACAUCAGUUACAUCAGGGACACCAGAACGGGAAAGUAUGCCAAACAGCCAAAGGACGCAAAGGUGAAAGAAGUGCUGGGCCUUACUAAGGAGGUGAGCGGAGAAGGGAAGCUGUUUACCGUCGUCUAUGGCAAUGACCUGGUCAACGUUUCUUUCCUCAACUUCCAGGCCAUGCAAGCGGAUGUAGCGAAGAUUUGGACAGAUGAGCUGUUCGCUUUGUCCACAAACAUACUUUCCCAGAAUGUAUCGCGGAACACCUUUCUUUACAAAGCGUACACGAAGUUAAAGCUUCAAGUGAACCAGGAAGGGAAGAUUCCAGUGAAGAAUGUCAUCAAGAUGUUUUCUGAUAAAAAGAGAGUGGAGACAGCUCUGGAGCAGUGUGGCCUCAUUAAUAACAAGUCAGAGGGAAUAAAGCCAGAUGAUAUCACCUGGGAUGCCUUCCAGAAGCUUCUGGACAACUUAUGUCUUCGACCUGAGAUCCAGAGCAUCUUUGAGGAAAGUGGCUCCAAGAGGAAGCCGUUCAUCUCUUUGGACCAGCUAAUGGACUUCAUCAACCGCAGGCAGCGAGACUCCAGACUAAACGAGGUGCUCUACCCCCCACUGAAAAGAGACCAAGUCCGACAGAUCAUGGAGAAAUACGAGACCAACACCAGUCAGCUGGAGAGAGACCAAAUCAGUUUGCAGGCAUUCAGUCGGUAUCUGGGGGGAGAGGAAAACACCAUCGUACCUCCAGAGAGGCUGGACAUCAUCGACGACAUGAACCAACCGCUCUCUCACUACUUUAUCAACUCGUCACACAACACGUACCUCACAGUGGGCCAGCUGACCGGGAAUUCUUCGGUGGAGAUGUAUAGGCAGGUGCUGCUCACCGGUUGUCGCUGUAUUGAGCUGGACUGCUGGAAGGGCCGACCACAAGAUGAAGAACCCUAUAUCACCCACGGGUUCACCAUGACCACUGAGAUCCCCUUUAAGGAAGUGAUUGAAGCCAUAGCAGAGAGUGCUUUCAAGACCUCGCCAUACCCCGUCAUCCUGUCCUUUGAAAACCACGUAGAUUCAGCAAAGCAGCAGGCUAAGAUGGCAGAGUACUGCAGGACAAUCUUUGGCGAUGCGCUGCUCAUCGAGCCAUUGGAGAAAUAUCCACUGAGCGAAGGUCAGCUGCUGCCUUCGCCGCAGGAAUUGAUGGGGAAGAUUCUUAUCAAAAACAAGAAGAAACAUCACCAUCACCGACCCUCUGAGAGUGGCAGCAUAAGGCGCAAAGAGCCAGGGGAGCAGUCUUCGCCUCACAACGACUGCCCUCUGACAGAAGAGGGAAGCCAACUCCUGUCCAAUGGAGAGGAAAAGCUGGCUGAAAGGAUGGUGAAAGACUCCGAGCCUCGGAAGUCCAUUGGAGCUGAAGGAGAGAGCGAGGAGGAGGAGGAGGACGAGUCGGUGGCAGAGCUGAAAAAGCCAAACUCCGACGAGGGUACCGCCAGCAGCGAGGCGAACGCCACGGAGGAGAUGUCAAAUCUCGUCAACUACAUUGAACCCGUCAAAUUUAAGACCUUUGAAUGGGCAGCUAAGAGGAAGAGGUUCUUUGAGAUGUCAUCGUUUGUUGAAACCAAAGGCAUGGAUGCCCUGAAGAGCUUCCCUAUAGAGUUUGUUGAGUACAAUAAGAACCAGCUGAGCCGAAUCUAUCCUAAAGGAACGAGAGUAGACAGCUCCAACUACAUGCCUCAGCUUUUCUGGAAUGUUGGAUGCCAGAUGGUGGCGCUAAACUUCCAGACACUUGACCUUCCUAUGCAGCUGAACAUGGGUGUGUUUGAGUAUAAUGGCCUGAGCGGUUACCUGUUGAAGCCAGAGUUCAUGAGAAGGACAGACAAACACUUUGACCCUUUCACAGAAAACAUAGUAGACGGCAUAGUCGCUAACACGGUCAAAAUUAAAGUGAUCUCAGGCCAGUUCCUGACAGAUAAGAAGGUUGGUGUGUAUGUGGAAGUGGACAUUUUUGGACUUCCAGCUGACACAAAAAGGAAGUACAGAACCAAAACAUCUAAUGGGAACUCGCUGGACCCUGUGUGGGAUGAUGAAAUGUUUGUCUUUAACAAGGUGGUCCUCCCUACACUGGCCUCUCUGAGAAUAGCUGUGUUUGAGGAAAACGGCAAGUUCAUUGGACACCGGAUUCUUCCUGUUUCGGCUAUUAGGCCGGGCUACCAUUACAUCAACCUGAAGAAUGAGCUAAACCAGCCGCUUAUGCUGCCGUCACUUCUGGUUUAUACUGAAGCUCAGGACUACAUCCCUAAUGAACACCAGGAGUAUGCAGAAGCUCUCACCAACCCUAUUAAGCAUAUCAGUGAGAAGCACAAGAGAGAGACACAGCUAGCUAGUCUCUUAGAAGACAACAGUGAGGUGAGACAGCCUCUCACCAACCAGCCCAAAGAAGGAGAGAACAAGAGAGAACUCAGUCCAGGAUUUGGAAUCCCCUCCCCUUCCCCAACACCCCAUCCCCCCCCAAAGGAAGAUCCCCCUGAUGUCAUCAAGUUACCUGCACCAGUACAAUCUCAGAAGGAGGACCUCAUAGGUACUGUCCUAACAGAUGUCAAGGUUCAGUCUGUAGAGGAGCUGCAGCAGAAUAAACAUUAUGAAAAGCUCCUUAAAAAACAAAGAAAAGAACUCAAAGAGCUGCGCAAGAAACAUCUGAAGAAGGUGUCUAAUCUAAGUAAGGACCAGAAAACCCAGCUUCAGUCUGACACCCAAAGGAAACGCAGCCAGAUUGAGAAACAACUCAAACGCAGUUUCAAGAAAAGUGAGUCCCAGGAACUGGUGCAGAGCGAGUUGGCUGCCUUGGAUGAUCUGGAGAAGCAGAAGAAUCAGCUGAAAGAGAUUCACAUGCAGCAACUCCUAAAACUACGUGAAGAGCUUUUUGCAAUCGAAAGAGAGAAGCAAAAAACACACCUGCAAGAGGCCCACCAGAAGUUGAAGGAGAUUACCAGCGAAUGCCAAGCAGCUCAGGUGAAAAAGGUCAAGGAACUAUGCGAGAAGGAGAAGAAAGAACUCCAGAAGAUCCUGGACAGGAAACGACUAAACAGCAUCAGUGAAGCCAAGAACCGUGAAAAAGACAAGGCUGAAUCGGAACUGAAUGAGAUCAACAGGAAACACAUUCAAGAUUCUGUCUCUUUAAUCCGUGGGCUGGAGGAAGCGCAGACCAGGAGAGACGACAAGCUGCUGCAGAGGCAUCGGGACGUCCUACAACGGAUAGACGAGGAGCUUCCACAGCUUAAGUCUCAGUUGGAUCGGAAACUGGAAGAGGAGUAUCACCGCCUUCCCGAGGAGAUCUGCCAGCACCUACAGCUCGAGCUGCAAAACAAAAAUCUCCAAAAGAACGCGCUGUUCUCCGCCUUGUCCAAUCAUAGCAGUCCCAGUACAGGCUCGGGCCUGCCCUCCAACUGCUCCACGCCCUCUAACUCGUCAACGCCCAGUCGGAGCACUUUGCACAGGAGCCGGGACAAUAGCACCGUCUCUCUGGCCGAUUCCACUUCCUCGUCCACCACGCCCGUCUUGUCAGACGCAGAAAUGUCGUUCAAUUAAAACUUUUACUCGUUCAAAGGAAUAUACAACAGGGGUCUAUAGUGAUUGUAAUGUGGGAUAGUAAUGAUGUAGAAUAUUUACUAAUUUUAUUCUUUCUUUUUAAUCCUGACCUUUUUUGGUCUUGUCUACAGAGCUAUAUUAUUUUUUAUUUUGGCCGUUUUUGUCAGAAAACUCAUUGUGGAUUAUGUUGGAAUAAUUCAUAAGAAUCGUAACCAGAGCUGUUUUGUUUCAUUGUUCUUUUCUUGUCUUGCUUUUAAUGUCGCCCCCCCGUCAUUCCUAUUGUUUUGUGUGGUCAGUCAUCUUUUUUUCCAGGCUUAUAAUGGCUUUAACCUCUUUUGUGGACGUUUCUGGAAAGCUUUAACCUGUGCAGAGGGGGGAGCAUAAUUAUAAACCACAUAAGUAGCUCCCAGCUGCUGAGAGUAAUGGUAAAGGGGUACUUCUCACUACAAAUUUGAUCAGCUUUAUUUCUUCACACCCCGUCCUUGAGAAAGACGGGGAAAGGAAACAGCCAAAGGAGAUUUUUAUUUUUCCCAGUUGUUAUGAGGUUAGAAAAAUGCAUCCCAGAUGUGAGCAUGUGAGUAUCAGGACGGAUAAAGCGGGAAAAGGGUGAUUUUAAAAUUCCAUUACAGCUGAACUUUUAUUUGUAAUUACAGCGGCUGACCAGCAGGUGGUGCUACAGCCUUAUCCAUUUUAUUUUUUUAAAAUUGGUGAUUUGAGCUGUCUGUGCAUGCAGCCUGAUAAUCCUAUUAGACUGUACCCCAACACACACGCCUGCACAUGCACACCUGGAUUUACCGCGUCAUCGGUGGGGAUGAAGCCUCUGCCCUUUAACCCUCCAUGAAAUUGCAGCCAAUGAGGAAGGGGCAGAGGAGGGAGGGGGCAUGAGCGCACAUCCAUCUGGCUACAAAUUAUGAGGGGUUUUGGUGACGCAACACUCGCUUUCUAAAACAUGUGGGCAUCUCUCUCGACACACAUACACAGUUUAUUGGUUCAGAAACCCAAAGUCUCUAAAAUCCUCAUCCCAUCCAAUCUGCUCCACAUAGAUGCGUAUUUAACGCACAAUAGGGACAAAUCAAAAUAAUUUUUUCCAAAUAUCAGAGAUUACGACACUCAAGGGAAUUCGAGUGUGUAUGUGUGUGUGGCCAGAACUUAAUCUGUUGAUGAGGCAUCUGCUUGUGGGGACAGUAAUACUUCCUACUAAAUGGGGAGAGUUGGUGUGUAUGCACUUCUGUUGGUGCAGUUAGUUUGACUGGAGAAAGACAUCAAAAGCUAAAGUAGUGUCACUACUGUAGACGACAGUCUGAUGAUGACACAGAGCGGCACUAUGACAUCUUAAUGUAAAAAUGCACUCAUUUUUCUUCUUUUUUUUAAAUUAAGGCUUUCUAUUAGCGUGGUGUUAAUUAUUUAAUGCUGCUUGAACUUCACUAAAGCCUCAAAAAUACCACUUGCAUGUUUCCAUUUUUUUUUUUUUUUAAUGGACAUAAGGUACAUGUACAUUUUAUGUUAGCUUAAAUAUGCCCUUCCCACACAGUUCCUUCACUGUAUUGGAUAGCCAAAAAUGGUGUGUGGCAUUGUGAUGUACAAACUGAAUGGUACAUUUAAGUUAAAUAUCAGUUUCUGUCUCUAGCAGAGCUCCCUGUUUGGCUGUAUAUAUUUUGAUUUUUGCUUUUGAUUUUUUCCUCUUUACUUUUUUGUCAGUUUAACAGCAGCGGUCUUUGUUUUCUUUUCUCGUCCUCAUCGAAGGGGGAAACGAUGGUACUUUCUUUGUGUACCGUGUAGGUAUUUAGCUGUAUGUGAAUUUUACUACUGACCACAAGUGCUGGUGAAAGAUGGAGGUGAGAGAGGUCAAAGACGGCUGAGAAGAGAAACGUGGGUUUCAUUUAAAUGUUUUCUCAAAGAAAAUAACUAUUGGAUGACGUUUUGGGAGUCCUGUCUUGUCCUCUCCUGCGUCCAUCCUUCGAUGAGCACUGGCUGCCUGUAUUGUCUGUCUGAUUGCCCCCUUCACACACAUCAUGUAAACUGUCAUCUUUUGAAACUGAAUUUUAUACAACCUUUUGUCUUUUAUUGUGAUUCAAGUCUUUAUUGAUGAAAGACUGUGUCUAUUCAGGCUGCUGAAAAAUGAAACCCUUCAUAUCAAGUCCCCCAUCACAGACUCAGUAUGUGUGUUAUUUUUUUUGGCAUUUUAAUAUAUCUGACGAUUUAAUGGCGCUGUUCUUUGUUCUCAAAAAGGAAAUCUCUGAAACUAAUAACAGUUUUGCCUUGGUUGGUUUUUCAUAUAGGUCAACAGUAGGAUAGCCGCGACAGGCUCUGAUGAUUUUCUGUGCCAUGCUCCACAGAGUAGACCUACAUGUGCAUGCUUAUUUGUGUAGUGUGUUAUAGAUUUGAGCCUUUAUUUCCAACGUUGGUCUCAGAGGUGAAACUCACCAGUCUCAAAUAAUUUUACUUGCCAAAAAUAUCAACAUACUCCUCGCAGGUCGUCUGUUUUAAAGGUCAGCUUAGUCCAAGCAAUUUAAUUCAUUACUUUUUAUAGUGCCAAAUCACAGUACAAGUCAUCUCAGGGCACUUUACAUAGUAAGAUCGAAACUCUAUAAUAUUUUAAAGGGGAAAAAAAAACAAAGAGUUAAGCACUUGGCAACAGUGGCAAGGAAAAACCCCCUUUUAACAGGAAAUUACCUCUGGCUUGACUACGCCCACUGAGGCUAGCCAUCUGCCUCAGCUUAUUGGGGAUGAGGGAGGAGCAAAGAGAGGAAAAAAGCACUGAGAAACAAAAGUCAAACACAUUCCAUAUCCAGUUAACACUAUCUAAUGUCCUUGAACAUCAUAAAGUCAUGACUAUUGGGUACUCGAGGUUUUUCCAUUCCUGUUUUUGAGGAGAAACGUACAUCCCAUUUUUCAUCUCUUUAUGUUUAAAUGCACUUUUACCCUAUUUUACGUGUAUAUAAAAACCUUUAGUUCCUGUGACGCCGACAUCAAUGCAACUACUUUCUAAGGAUUUUACUUUUUGUGUAACGUAUCAGCCGUUGUUUAUUUUGUGUACAAGAAAAGUUUUCCUCUUUGCACUUUGAGCUUGGAUUUAUUUUGUACUGUUCUUUUGGGUUUUGGAUGGAAAAUGUCAUCGCAUCCUAAAUGAGUUUUUAGAUUUCAAAAUUUUAGUGAGAAAUCAAACACAAGUCAUGCACCGCUUGCCAGAAGUGACAUUUCUAAGCAGAUCUGAGAUUUCCAUGUGGAACUCCAAUUUAAUAAUGCAACUCUUUUCUCUGCUGUUCACAGGAAAUGUAUCUGUGUAUGCAAGUGAAUAAGUAGGCUACAGUAUUUCAAAUUCGUUUUUUCUUUUUGUGUAGAAAUUCAUGU
This is a messenger RNA of Pundamilia nyererei, 7596 nucleotides long. It is a transcript of the gene plcb3, whose product is annotated as phospholipase C, beta 3 (phosphatidylinositol-specific). The transcript is spliced from 35 exons. Gene Ontology annotation, biological process: lipid catabolic process; G protein-coupled receptor signaling pathway; release of sequestered calcium ion into cytosol. Bases 457 to 4245 code for a protein of 1262 amino acids. NCBI's taxonomy places the organism in Eukaryota, Metazoa, Chordata, Actinopteri, Cichliformes, Cichlidae. The record is from RefSeq and is a predicted model, not a curated record. Gene Ontology annotation, molecular function: calmodulin binding; phosphatidylinositol-4,5-bisphosphate phospholipase C activity; calcium ion binding. Gene Ontology annotation, cellular component: cytoplasm.